UCCCUCUCCUUCUAUUUUUCGAGUCGUGAAAUGUAGGCGCAGCGAGUGGCAGACGCACUCACUGUUGUCGCAUCUCAAGUUGCAGUUGCAGCAACAACUUUAGAAGGUGCCAAGGCUUGGCAACAUUCGAGCUUCCCCAACCUCACGUCCUCCAGUGGCAUCACCGAAGACAGCAAGACGCCCCCCACCACGACGCCAUGUCUCAACCUGUCCAGGAAACGCCUGCUCAGGCCUUGAUUCCAGACAAAGUACCAAAUGGAGAGUAUCCUCUCAUCGACAAUGACCCGCAUUUCAACCGUGUCAUGCGGUACACUCGCCCCACCGAUUGGCUGACUGGUGCGGCUGUUGGAGCUCUCAGUCCCGGGUUGAUGCUGUACUGGGAAAAGAUCUCGCCUUCAUUUGUGGGAAAGGGAGGUUUCGCUCCUAUUAUGCGCCUCUCCGGCGCUAUUGGAGUGACAGGAGCCUUUAUUUUCGCUUACUCGAGAACAUGUGCACGCUUCUACGGUGCGCGCGAAAACCGUCGUGAAGUCGAAAUGGACAUGAGGGAAAUGGUCGACAAAGUGAAGAGGGGCGAGCCUCUCUAUGGCACUUCCGAAAUGACAGACUACAUGCAGGGCGUGGCCCACAGGAAUUCGCGAUAUGCAGCCACAUUCUCCCACGUCAUUCUGUGGCCCAACUUCGUGAACCACCCCUACCACGGUGUGGACACGGCAAAAUACUAUCGGCAAGCCGAAUUGGAGUUGGAGGCAGAGAAGAACAAAUAA
Molecule: messenger RNA, 764 nt
Organism: Periconia digitata
Lineage: Eukaryota; Fungi; Ascomycota; Dothideomycetes; Pleosporales; Periconiaceae
Source: the annotation of a GenBank genome assembly